AUGGACAGUUCUGCAACUAAGCCCAAGCACGAAAGAGCUACGCACGAGCAGCUGGAGGCAUAUAUGUUGUUUUGCCAAGCACCCCCAGAAAUUAGUACGGGGAAAAAUUGCCCAAAAACGCCUCAACGGAUGAAGGAGUUGUGGCAACAGCUGGCAGAGCAACUUAAUUCGUGCAGAGGACCAAUACGAAGUGCUGCAAAAUGGAAAGAGACGUUAGGCGUUUGGAAAAGCCAACUGCGCACUCGAGCAAGGCGGUUGAAAAUGACUCAAAGGCUCACAGGUGGAGGUCAAAGGUUCCAAGCCGAUGACUUCGAAGAAAUGGCUUUGUCUACAUUUGGCUCGGCCGCUGUUGAUGGGAUGCAAAAUGUACAAAGCCUAGGUUUAACGCCAAUUGAGCAAACGGAUGAAUGCCCAAUUUCAUCACCCACGGGUAGUCCUCAACAAUUAUGCAGUAAGGUAGAUGCAAGCCCAAAUCCCGAACACCAUACAGCAAGUCCAUCGACACCAUCUACGUAUCUUAGCUUAGAAAACCAGGAUGCUUCAACUUUGGUGCUAUCACGAAGUGCACGAAAUAAGCUUAUCAGCGCUUUGAUAGCUGAUAUACCAAAAAGGAAUGCUGCUGAGGAAGAGAGGCGACGCACACAUCGUGAAAUGAUGCAGGCCAUUCAAGGCCUAACUAGUUCUAUAACAGAACUUAUAAAAUCGUUUAAUAGUAAUAAAAAAUAA
Messenger RNA from Bactrocera neohumeralis, 726 nucleotides. RefSeq lists its product as uncharacterized. The record is from RefSeq and is a predicted model, not a curated record. Lineage: Eukaryota; Metazoa; Arthropoda; Insecta; Diptera; Tephritidae. The transcript has 5 exons. Bases 1 to 726 code for a protein of 241 amino acids.